Messenger RNA from Dracunculus medinensis (Guinea worm), 1995 nucleotides. Lineage: Eukaryota; Metazoa; Nematoda; Chromadorea; Rhabditida; Dracunculidae. The record is from the annotation of a GenBank genome assembly.
CUAUUCGGUCAAGGAAAAACUUUCUUUGGCACUGCAACUACGCAGUCUUCUACUUUUGGAGGAUCUUUUUUUGGUUCUGCCCAGCCAGCAUCCCAGUCCACUGGUUUAUUCAGUUCUGGAUUUGGUUGUAUGUUAUCAUUUCAAUAUCAUUUCAAUUUUAUUACAGCCUUAAGUUUUUAUUUAGCAUCUAUUCAAACUGGAACAACGAUAAAAUUUGAUCCACCAACAUCAACAGAUACGACGCUAAGAAAUGGAACUACUCAGACGCUUAGCACAAAACAUAUGGUGAUAAGUUCAAUGAAACAAUAUGAAAAUAAGAGUUUGGAGGAAUUAAGAUGUGAAGAUUAUCUGGCAAAUCGAAAAGGCAUUCAAUCUUCAAAUCUUGGUUUUGGUCAAAGUACACAGCCAACUGCAUCCACUGGCCUUUUUAGCUCCUCAACUUUUUGUUUUAAAAUGAUUGCUACUUCAUCUAGCUCAUCACUUUUCGGCUCUACAGCUCCAGCUACUUCAUCCCUUUUCGGUUCGAAACCGACAACGGGUACUCUUUUUGGUGGAACAACAAAUAAUGCAACUUUUGGGCAGACGCAAGGCACUGGAUUAUUUGAAAUUAAUAAACAUCUUCUAAUGAUUUCUAUUUAUUUAUUUAUAAUUAUAUUUAUUUUUUUGUUCCGCAAAUCUUCACCUUUUGGACAAACCCAGACGUCAACAGCUUUCAGCGGUUUCGGUCAGCCAUCAUCCACUCCUUCUACUAGCCUUUUUGGUUCAAAAUCUGCUACAUCAGGUUUUGGUGGUUUUGGUUCUACAACAACGACUCCCUUCGGCUCUCAGCCAACAAGUGGUGGGUUAUUUGGAUCGAAACCAGCUACGACUGGCUUAUUCGGUUCCACUCAAGGUUUUAAUAAAUUCAUAUAUAAUUUAUAUUAUUCGCAAUAUUAUUUUUUUUAUUUUUUUCCUUAUUUUUUUUACAUUUCUUUUGUAUUUUUUUCUUUUAGAUGCGACUAUAGCUGUGAACCAUCACUGGAAGAAUUGGCUGUAAACGCUGAAUGUAAUGGUGGAGUGUGCCAUCUCGAACAGGGAUUUACUGUUCGCCGAUUGGCGUUUGGAAGUGUUUUUUGGCCCGGGCCAUUUAAAUUAUCUAAUGUUGAUCUGGAUGAGAUCAUAUUCUUUCGACAAAAUGAGGUUAUAGUUUAUCCUGAUGAUGACAAGAAACCUGCUAUUAAUAUGGAGCUAAACCGUUUUGCAGAAAUUAGCUUGGAGCGAGUUUGGCCACGCAAUCGUAAAACCAGUGAGUUCAUAAAGGAUCCGAUUCGUUUGGAAGAAUUAGGAUUUCGCAAUAAAUUGGAACGAGCUUCAGUAAAGAUGGGAGCAGAAUUUAAAGAUUAUAGACCAGAUACAGGAACAUGGGUUUUCACAGUACCACAUUUCACGAAAUAUGGAUUGGUUAGUGAUUUCAUUUUCUUGUGGUAUUAUCAGCCUUUCGACGCUCCACUCUCUGAAGUAUUUGAGGCUUUUAAACUUGAUAUGGAACGACGUCACGAAAAAUUUGAACCAUCUGUUUAUCUUGAACUUAUUAAGCUGGCUUGUGAUCAGUCGUAUCCACUUGAAUCGAUUCUAGAACCGUGCAAUGUACCAGCACAUCCAUUUGAUUAUCAUAUUAGCUGGCAUCUUUGGAGUGUUCUACAUUCUCUUGGUUACCACCAUAUGUUUGAAGGAGUUGAUUGUGCGAUUCAUCUACAAUAUGCAGAACAAUUGGCACUUUUGGGUUAUGAACAUCUUUCAAUAUUCGUUCUAAUGCAUAUUUCGGAUCCUAAGAGGUAUAUGCAUGCUAAGCUUAUCAAUGAUGAAAAAAAUAUGUGCAGAUUUGCCCUUGAGAGUGAUAUGUUCAGUGAGGCUCACUCUUUAUUCUUCGAAAAGAUUGCUCCUAAGGCUGUCGCAUUCGGUUGGCAUUUUGAUGCCAAAAUGAGAAAUUUUUUAAAAUUUAAAGUCUAUGAAUAG